UCUGAUUUGACUUUUAUUUCAGUUCUUCUGAUUUGGUCAUGAUUUACAUUCGGAAUUUAAUUUGGAAUUUGUCUACUUAUUCAACAGAAACACCGGCGCAGGCGCAGGCGCAGGGCACCACUCAUGUCGCCGGCACUACGACUACGAGGACACUCCGCAACCCGCUCCUCGUCGUCAACUUCGUCCUCAUGGUCGUGGGCUCAGCGGGCGGCCCGCUGUUCCUCCGCGCCUACUUCCUCCACGGCGGCGCCCGCAAGUGGCUCUCGGCCUUGCUCCAGACCGCCGGCUUCCCGCUCCUGCUCGUGCCGCUCUGCGUCUCCUUCUCCCGGCGCCGCCGCCGGCGCGACGACGGCGCGCCGGCGAAGGCGCCGUUCUUCCUCAUGACGCCCCGCCUCCUGGCGGCGUCCGCGGCCAUCGGCCUCAUGACCGGCCUCGACGACCUCCUCUACGCCUACGGCCUGGCCUACCUGCCGGUGUCCACGUCCUCCAUCCUCAUCUCCACGCAGCUGGCCUUCACGGCCGCCUUCGCGCUGCUGCUCGUGCGGCAGCGGUUCACGGCCUUCUCGGUGAACGCCGUGGCGCUGCUCAGCGCCGGCGCCGCCAUGCUCGGGAUGAACGCCGGCGGGGACCGCCCCGCGGGCGUGUCGCCGGCGCAGUACGGCGCCGGCUUCGCCAUGACGCUCGGCGCCGCCGCGCUCUACGGCCUCCUGCUCCCCGCCAUGGAGCUCAGCCAGGCCCAGGCGCGCGCCGGUACUGCCGCGGCUGUCACCUACACGCUCGUCAUCGAGAUGCAGCUCGUCAUCGGCCUCACCGCCACCGUCUUCAGCGCCGUCGGCAUGCUCGCCAACCAUGAUUUGCACGCAAUCCCCGGAGAGGCGCGGGAGUUCGAUCUCGGCCGGUCAGGCUACUACCUACUGCUGGCCGGGUCAGCCGCCACGUACCAGUGCUUCUUCCUCGGCACCAUCGGCGCCGUCUUCUUUGGCUCGGCGCUGCUCGCCGGAGUGGUCAUGACCGUGCUUAUCCCGGUCACUGAGGUGCUCGCCGUCGUGUUCUUCCACGAGCCGUUCAACGGCACCAAGGGCGUCGCCCUCGCGCUCUCGCUCUGGGGCUUCGUCUCCUACUUCUACGGGGAGGUUCAAACAUCCAAGGCGCACCACCACCUGCCUGACAAGCCAACAAAUGUCGAGCGUUUGGACCCAUAGAUGAUGGUGAUAUGGCGUUCCCGGGAGUAAGUUUUCACCCCGUAUUUGAGGAAUAAGCAAGCCAUAUCAAAUCAUAUUAUACAACAAUCUAUAUAGGGGAGUAUGAAUUUUCUUGUACAGUCUAAUGUCUCCCAUGCAUGGACCUAUAGAGCAUACUAUGUAUAUAUGUUGGUGUAUAUGUACUUAAACAAACUUGACCAUGCAAAGGUAAGAUUAAUCCUAGCCAUUGCAUCAAAAGGAUGACUUUGAAGGACCGGAUCAAGCAACCGGAAAGGGGUGAAUGGAAGUCAAUAAAAAUAUUUA
This is a messenger RNA of Zea mays, 1505 nucleotides long. RefSeq lists its product as uncharacterized. The record is from RefSeq and is a predicted model, not a curated record. Gene Ontology annotation, cellular component: membrane. Lineage: Eukaryota; Viridiplantae; Streptophyta; Magnoliopsida; Poales; Poaceae. Gene Ontology annotation, molecular function: purine nucleoside transmembrane transporter activity. The transcript is spliced from 2 exons. Bases 39 to 1202 code for a protein of 387 amino acids.